UGUAGUGCUUCUCGAAAGUUUACCAAAAAGAGGAAAGAGAUGAGGUUUUGGGUCUCAUUAUUCUUUCCUUAAAUCAUUUAUAUUCUAUGGCUGCAACUCAACCAAGCCUUUGGGAUCUGGAGAAGCCCAGAAAAGUUCCAGUGAGCAUUACAGUAGAAGCUAAGAAGAAGAAGAAAAUGGUGAGGGGAAAAACUCAGAUGAAAAGGAUAGAGAAUGCAACAAGCAGGCAAGUUACUUUCUCCAAGAGGAGAAGUGGGCUUCUCAAAAAGGCUUUUGAGCUCUCAGUUUUGUGUGAUGCCGAAGUUGCCCUCAUCGUCUUCUCCCCUAAAGGAAAGCUUUAUGAGUUCUCAAGCUCCAGCCCUAGCAAGACAAUAGAACGCUACGAAACGAAUUCCAAGAACAUGGGAGUCCACAAAAGAACAGUUGAACAAAAUAUACAGCAUUUCAAAGAAGAGAUUGCUACAAUGAGCAGAAAUGUAGAUCUUCUUGAAAACACCAAAAGAAAGCUUCUGGGGGAAGGUUUAGAAUCUUGCUCUACUGAUGAGCUGCAACAGAUAGAAGAUCAGUUGGAGCAAAGCUUGAGCAACAUUAGAGCAAGAAAGAAUUUUAUAUACAAGGAAAGAAUUACUAAGCUAAAGGAAGAGGAAGAAACCCUAAGAAGGCAAAAUGCUGAUUUGAGGAAAAGGCUUGAAGUAAAAUCCUUGACUCUCUCAACAGUACAACAAGAUAUUGAUCCCCAGCAGAAAAUAAUGGAAGUGGAGACACAACUAUUUAUUGGGCCUCCUGAAAGAAGCCCUCAUUAGGGAUUGUAUUUUAAAUUUUCAUGUCAUUAAUACUAGUGUGGUUUUCAAAUUUAAUAUAUAUUUUUAUGCAGUUUAUGAACCUCUAAAGUAUGUGUAUGUUAUAAGCUUUACUAAUUACUAUAUGAGUAUGUGCACUAAUAAUCAACUAGAUUAUUCGUGACAAGUUUAGAUGAUUCGGGGUAUUAAGUUUUAGUAUAUGUAAAUAGGAUUUUAAGUA
Ipomoea triloba (trilobed morning glory) is the source of this 1020-nucleotide messenger RNA. Its product is annotated as agamous-like MADS-box protein AGL19. Gene Ontology annotation, molecular function: protein dimerization activity; RNA polymerase II cis-regulatory region sequence-specific DNA binding; DNA-binding transcription factor activity, RNA polymerase II-specific. The transcript has 9 exons. The record is from RefSeq and is a predicted model, not a curated record. Gene Ontology annotation, cellular component: nucleus. Gene Ontology annotation, biological process: positive regulation of transcription by RNA polymerase II. The coding region runs from base 87 to 803 and encodes 238 amino acids. Lineage: Eukaryota; Viridiplantae; Streptophyta; Magnoliopsida; Solanales; Convolvulaceae.